UCCAAUCCGCGCGCCGUAUUAUAUGUUUGCCAGCGCGAGGCCAGUUCCAGCUUGACCAUGCACCUCCCGCUGCACGGCGAAUCGCUCUACUACGUGGCGUACGAUGCACCCAUGCCCACGGCGCCCGAUGUCCUCUACCUCUACGCCGACUACCGCUACACCGCGUACUUUGAAGACUUUGGCCCGUUCCACUUGGGCACGACGAUGCAGUUCUGCGACGACCUAUCGAAGCUCCUCGCCCAAGCCAGGCGCGAGAAGAAGUUCGUGCACGUCUGCACGCGCCAUGGCCUCGAAGAGCAAGCCAACACGGUCUGCCUCGUGGGUUGCUACGCUGUACUGUGCGCUGGCAUGACCCCCGCCGAUGCGCUACGCCCAUUCCGCGACAUGCAGCUCGCCUAUUUUCACGACGCCACCGACGACGAGUGUUUGUUCGAGCUCUCCGUGUGCAAUGUGGUCGAAGGGUUCGCCAAGGCCCUUUCACUCGAGUACGUCGUCCGCGAUCACUUUUGUGUGUCCGACUAUGUACACCACGAACAAGUCAAGCAUGGCAACUGGAACUGGAUCACGCCGCGCCUCUUGGCGUUUGCAGGUCCGUCGGCGACAACCCACCCGCCAAUGGGCAUUGACCACGUCGACUUGAGCUUUCCCGACGGCAGCAACCCGUCCAAUACGCUCUUGCGCGCCUUCUUUGGGGCCUGCGACGCGACACCAGGGGCGAUCGCAGUGCAUUGUAAAGCCGGACUGGGCCGCACGGGCACGUGUAUUGCUGCCUAUCUCAUGCAGCGCGACGGGUUCUCGGCCAAGCAAGCCAUUGGCUGGUUGCGACUCUGCCGCCCGGGUAGCGUCAUUGGUCCGCAACAAAACUUUCUCGUUGCCAAUGAAGAAACCAAGUGGGGGUCGAUGCUGCCACAAGCUGCCGAGCCACGUGCCAAGCUGCCAAGCGCUGCGUGGAACCAAGGCGCGCAGCUCUUGCUGCAGCGCAAGCGCAAGCACUGUUCAACACGAGAGACGAAUGCGGGCAGUGUGCGCCUCAAAACGUAGUGCUCCAAGUGUCUCGUUGUCUGCGAACAUGCGCGCAUCUGCCUGUGUUGAAUGUAUAUGUACCACAACGUACACUUCACUUUACUUUGCCAGA
Molecule: messenger RNA, 1135 nt
Organism: Saprolegnia parasitica CBS 223.65
Lineage: Eukaryota; Oomycota; Saprolegniomycetes; Saprolegniales; Saprolegniaceae
Exons: 7
Coding region: 58-1041 (327 amino acids)
Biological process (GO): regulation of exit from mitosis; positive regulation of cytokinesis; dephosphorylation
Molecular function (GO): protein tyrosine/serine/threonine phosphatase activity
Source: RefSeq, a predicted model, not a curated record